CCUCCAGGUACAUGGUUCGGGUCCGAGCUGUGGUGAUGGCCCGAGAUGACUCCAGUGGGGGCUGGCUGCCUGUGGGGGGUGGGGGCCUCAGCCAGGUGAGCGUAUGUCGGGUCCGAGGGGCCAGGCCCGAGGGGGGGGCCCGCCAGGGGCACUACGUCAUCCACGGGGAGCGACUCCGGGACCAGAAAACCACCUUGGAGUGUCCCCUGAGGCCAGGCUUGGUUUACAACAAGGUGAACCCCAUCUUUCACCACUGGAGCCUAGGUGACUGCAAGUUUGGGCUGACAUUUCAGAGUCCUGCAGAGGCUGAUGAGUUCCAAAAGAGCCUGCUGACUGCACUGGCUGCACUGGGUCAAGGCUCGCUUACCCCCUCCUCCUCCUCCUCUUCCUCUUCCCCUUCCCAGGACACUGCUGAGACCCCCUGCCCUCUGACGUCCCACGUGGACAGCGACUCCUCCUCCAGUCACAGCCGCCAGGAGACACCUCCCACCACCGCUGCAGCUGCGACCCCCACAGUCAUCGUAGAGUCAGCUUCUGGCUUUGGGCUGGCCACGCCCCCCCAGCACCGACGCCCCUCUGCUCAGAGUUACCCUCCGCUCUUACCCUUCACGGAGAUUCCGGAACACUCAGAGGCCCUGGGCGGGGCAGGGGGCCUUGGCUGGGGCGGCCGCGGCUAUGAGGAUUAUCGGCGCCCAGGGCUUCCUGCGCCCCUCACCCUGUCCACCUGCGUUGUACGCUUUGCCAAGACUGGCGCAUUGAGGGGUGCAGCCCAGGGGCCCCCAGCCACCCUACCCGCCCCUCUCACAGAGACUGUGCCCCCAGCUCCUGCCAAGGCGUCCCCGGAGGCGGAGGAGGCGGCGCGCUGUGUGCACUGCCGAGCGCUCUUCCGCCGCAGAGCAGAUGGGCGUGGUGGUCGCUGCGCAGAGGCCCCAGACCCAGGUCGCUUGCUGGUGCGCCGUCUCAGUUGCCUGUGGUGCGCAGAGAGCUUGCUCUACCACUGCCUGUCUGACGCUGAGGGCGACUUCUCGGACCCUUGCGCCUGCGAGCCGGGCCACCCACGCCCCGCUGCGCGCUGGGCUGCACUGGCCGCACUCUCCCUGGCAGUGCCCUGCCUCUGCUGCUAUGCACCCCUGCGCGCCUGCCACUGGGUUGCGGCCCGAUGCGGCUGCGCUGGCUGCGGGGGUCGCCACGAGGAGGCUGCGCGGUGAGGAUGGUCUAAUGGGUCCGGUCUCCAGAACGAGGACCCAAAGUUGAGGGUCCAGGACCCCGGACUCCAUUCGGACCCAAAAGCUAAACCUAGGCACAUCCGGAACUUGGAGGUUGAGUUUGGAUUGAGAGACCCCAGACCUGGAACCUGGAUCCCAAAUCUAGGAUUGAGGGAUCGCAGGCCCACCUUCACUGGGCUGUCUGCCUAAGAGGUCCCAGGCAUCCUGAGUUCUGGCGUCCUCAUCCCAUUGUCCCCUUCCUGCCAUGGCCUAGACUGAGGGGACACCAGGCAUCCUCCAGCUUCACACCAGGCAGGCCUGGGAGCACACGGAUCCCUGAGCAAACCCUCAGAUAACAGACCCAGAAUUAGUCAGGAGUUGCCAAUACCUGACCCUGCUUGUGUACAAUUUCUCCCAGAUCUUGAGAUCACAGGACCUAGAACCACCCCAAAUGGUCCCUGAAUACUCACC
Messenger RNA from Phyllostomus discolor (pale spear-nosed bat), 1676 nucleotides. RefSeq names its product sprouty related EVH1 domain containing 3 (gene SPRED3). Gene Ontology annotation, biological process: negative regulation of MAPK cascade; multicellular organism development. The coding region runs from base 12 to 1208 and encodes 398 amino acids. Gene Ontology annotation, cellular component: membrane. The record is from RefSeq and is a predicted model, not a curated record. NCBI's taxonomy places the organism in Eukaryota, Metazoa, Chordata, Mammalia, Chiroptera, Phyllostomidae. Gene Ontology annotation, molecular function: protein kinase binding. The transcript has 5 exons.